AGGUGAAGCAGAUGGACAUCGUAACCGCUUUUCUGUACGGCAUUGUGGAAGAGGAGGUGUACAUGGUUCAACCACCUGGCUAUGAGGAUGGAACCGGUCGUGUCUGCAAACUUAACAAGGCCAUCUAUGGCUUGAAGCAGGCCCCGAGAUGCUGGUACAACAGGCUGGCCAGUGCACUGGAAGGGAUUGGAUUCCGUGCGAGUGCAUGCGACGAGAGCCUGUUCCUGAUGGGAGAGGGGGAGUCACUUGUGCUUCUGCUGGUGUACGUGGAUGACAUCCUGCUCUUCAGCAGCAGUGACAAGGAGAUCGAUGGGGUGCAGCGGAAGCUCACAGAGCAGUUCAAGUGCAAGUCACUUAGAGAGGCAAGGUACUACCUGGGAAUGCAUAUUGAGCGGGAUACUGAACGUGGCUGGCUCAAACUGCAUCAGGGACAGUACAUCAACACCUUGGCUGAGAAGUACUCUCUGCAGGAAGAACGGGAAGUGGUCACACCUUUGCCUUCCGAGUUCAAACUCAUAAAGGCAGCUGAAGGAGAAGGAGUUGAGAGUGAAGACCAGAGGCAAUUCCAAUCCAUGGUCGGGAACCUACUCUACGCUGCUGUGCAUACUCGGCCUGACAGCAGCUUUGCUGUGGGACAGCUGGCUCGAGUAGUGCAAAAUCCAACAGAAGAGCAGUGUGGUGCAGCGAAGAGAGUGGUGCGCUACCUCAAGUCAUACCCUACAGUGGGAGUACAGUAUUCAGCCUCUGCUCAACUCAGUCAAAAAAGAAUUGAAGUCCUCAAAGAGAAGGGGGAGCAGCUCGGAGAAGGAAAGGUGUUCCUUUCCUGUUUUGCUGAUGCCACGUGGGCUUCUGAGCAUGAGGAUUCAUCAUCAGUUGGUGGAUACAUCUGCAUGGUGGGAGGUGGGCCUGCUGGCUGAACCUGAGGAUGGGGAGUCAAAACUUUGACUCUUGUCAUGUUCUUGACCAUGGGCCUCCAGGGUCCUUCCCUUUCAUCCUUCACUUCCUACCCCACCUUCCAACUGUGCUUCCAAUGCCUUUUCCAUCAUGCCUCUGAACUUGUAAGCUUCAAUCAUA
Molecule: messenger RNA, 1074 nt
Organism: Closterium sp. NIES-67
Lineage: Eukaryota; Viridiplantae; Streptophyta; Zygnematophyceae; Desmidiales; Closteriaceae
Source: the annotation of a GenBank genome assembly